Messenger RNA from Rosa rugosa (rugosa rose), 1471 nucleotides. RefSeq names its product E3 ubiquitin-protein ligase SGR9, amyloplastic. The record is from RefSeq and is a predicted model, not a curated record. Gene Ontology annotation, molecular function: ubiquitin protein ligase activity. The transcript has 2 exons. The coding region runs from base 282 to 1121 and encodes 279 amino acids. Gene Ontology annotation, cellular component: cytoplasm. Gene Ontology annotation, biological process: protein ubiquitination. NCBI's taxonomy places the organism in Eukaryota, Viridiplantae, Streptophyta, Magnoliopsida, Rosales, Rosaceae.
AGUUUAUAAGAGCGAAAUAAAUUGAUGUAGUUUGUAUCAUAUCUACAUCGUCAUUCUAGAUCACAUAAAAGUAAGGGAUAGAAUAAUUUACAUAUGCAAAUGGAUCUCAAUAUAGUCAACAAUUUGGCCCCCUAAAUACAAUACGUGGGAACAAAAAUUGAAGGGGCAACCAUUCAAAAUGCACAUAAAAAGCCACAACAUUCCUCAAAACUUUCCCCGAGCUACUCUAUAAAGUGCAUGCAAAGUGAAAGUUGAUCCAAACCAUAAGCACACGAUCCCAUAUGAUGGAACUAGACACCACCACCACAACCAUCAUGGGCGCUCUGGCCACGCUCUCACCUCCCCAACUCUCCGAUCUCACUCACACCCUCCUCUCCCUCUCCCACCACCACCGCCGCCGCAUCUCCUCCCUCCUCUCCUCUCCCAUCCUCUUUGCCCUCACCAUCCGCCGCCUCAACUCCCUCUCCCUCCACCACAAGACCCUCCUCAUCGCCCGCCACGUCAUCUCCUCCCUCCACCACCUCGCCCUCCACUUCCAGCCCGCCGCCAAAGCCCCACCGCCACGCGUCAAGCUGAGAGACCUCGACGCCGUCCUCCUCCUCCUCUUGCUCUGCGAGGCCCACCAGCACGACCCUGACGCCCUCCAAGCCCCCACCGCGAAAUGGCGGGAAGUACUCGGCAAGUUCUACUGUGACACCAUGUUAACGGUUUCCGGCAUCGGGGCCCAAAACGCGUCGGUUUUGGUUUCGUACGUUGAAAUGCUGACGAGGUGUUUGAGGUUCGUUAGUGCGAUGGAGAGUUGUAGUUUUGGCGGGAAGGCUGGAAGGGAAGUGCCGGCGGCGAAAGCGGUGGUGGUGGCGCUGCCGUCGGUGGAGGUGAGAAGUCGUGGCGGCGGGCCCAAGGAGUGCGUGAUAUGUAAGGAAGAGAUGGCGGAGAACAGAGAUGUGUGCGAGAUGCCGUGCCGGCAUUUGUUUCAUUGGGUGUGUAUUUUGCGGUGGCUGAGCAAGAGGAACACGUGUCCCUGCUGCCGCUUUGGGCUUCCGACGGAUGAUGUGUACGGCGAGAUCCAGCGGCUGUGGGACGUUUUGGAUAAUGUGGCUUCGGAGAAGGGUUUAGUUUAAGGUAGUAAUUACAGACGAAGCAGUUGUGCACUAUAAAAUUUCUGCCUCCACAUUUUGUACAAGUAUACAGUUGUUGUCACUCUUAGCCGGUUGAAAAAAUAUAGUCCGAUCGUCUCACUGAAGCCUUUCGUAAUCAUGAAAAGCUGAUACGAAGUGUACGUGUAGAGAUCAGAUGGGGUGUCGACUUUCUGGCUGUGAAAGGGUUUUGUAUGGAUGUGAUGAAUUGGAUGUAGAGAAUCACACAAGUUCUUGAUUUUGACUCGUGUGGUCAAGAAUGUUGUCUGUAUUGUACGUAGCUAAAUAAAUUAAUGGGGGACUAUGAAAUGGGAAAGCAGAUAUUUUAGGUAGCA